UCACAGGAGACCUUCACCAGCAGACUGUGUUUGGAGUAUAACGGGACUUUCACGUCUUCAGUUUGCUGAACAAGAUCUUUGGAGGGCAGGAUGGAAAACACGUGUGAGGUGUGGAAACCGGCACAGUAGAGUGUAGUGACGGCUCAGACUGUGGCCGAUGCCCCGAAACACGCUGACCCUCGACCCUGCGAUGCCCACCGAGCUGCUGAAAGACACCAUGACGAUCCCCGGAACUCCUGAGCGAAUCCUGCAAGAGAAAACCAACAACAAAGAGCCUCCUCAACUGCAGCCGCUGGCCGUCACCAUCCCCCUGGUCAACGAGGGGCAGCUGACGGCGGCCACCGGCGGAGCAGAGCUGUCCUGUUACCGCUGCACCGUGCCCUUCGGAGUGGUGGUCCUGAUCGCAGGGAUCGUAGUGACGGCUGUCGCGUACAGCUUCAACUCUCACGGCUCCACCAUAUCUUACUUCGGACUGGUGCUGCUCUCGGCCGGGCUGGUGCUGCUCACCCUGAGCGCAGUUUGCUGGAAGGUGCGGAUGGAGAGAAAGAAAGAGAGAAGACGAGAGAGUCAGACGGCACUGGUGGCCCAUCAGAAAAGCAUCUUUGCCUGAUUCGACACAAGCAUGAACUCAGAAACCUUCAUGAUGAACGAGUCAAUGCGACAUCCAGAUGUUUUGCCUCAGGUCGGACCAUAGACUGUAAAAAAAGAUUGACGACUUAUUUCCACUUCCUUCCACUGUAGAAAAGAGAAGCCAAACAGAGAUUGUCUUACUAAAGAGAGGAGAGGGUC
Messenger RNA from Sinocyclocheilus anshuiensis, 789 nucleotides. Its product is annotated as transmembrane protein 100-like. The coding region runs from base 158 to 610 and encodes 150 amino acids. Gene Ontology annotation, cellular component: plasma membrane. Gene Ontology annotation, biological process: cellular response to BMP stimulus. The record is from RefSeq and is a predicted model, not a curated record. Lineage: Eukaryota; Metazoa; Chordata; Actinopteri; Cypriniformes; Cyprinidae. The transcript has 2 exons.